AUGAAACUCCACGCAACAGACAUCCUGGUCAUUUUCUGGCUCGGCCUCUUUACUGUGAGCACCGUGAGAGGAAGUGUUGCAAGUCAAAUCGCGCCCAAAAGCUCCUGUGUAGACCUGUCCACGCAGCAGCUGGACAUCAGACGACUUGUUAAAUAUGAGACGCAGCACAUACCAGUAAAAGCUGUGAUGUUCAUCACCAAACGAGGCAUCAAGAUCUGCGUGCAGCCUGAUCUCAAAUGGGUGCAGGAUGCCAUAAAAUUCCUGGAUAAAGGACCUGUCCGCAGAAGACCCAACAACAAGCCCGUGUCCAAACCCAAGCCCAAGCCCAAGCCCAGAGGCAAUUAA
Messenger RNA from Terrapene triunguis (Three-toed box turtle), 345 nucleotides. Its product is annotated as monocyte chemotactic protein 1B-like. Gene Ontology annotation, biological process: monocyte chemotaxis; chemokine-mediated signaling pathway; positive regulation of ERK1 and ERK2 cascade. Gene Ontology annotation, molecular function: chemokine activity; CCR chemokine receptor binding. Gene Ontology annotation, cellular component: extracellular region. The record is from RefSeq and is a predicted model, not a curated record. The coding region runs from base 1 to 345 and encodes 114 amino acids. The transcript has 3 exons. Lineage: Eukaryota; Metazoa; Chordata; Testudines; Emydidae.